Molecule: messenger RNA, 2612 nt
Organism: Sinocyclocheilus anshuiensis
Lineage: Eukaryota; Metazoa; Chordata; Actinopteri; Cypriniformes; Cyprinidae
Product: serine protease 23-like
Exons: 3
Coding region: 353-1483 (376 amino acids)
Biological process (GO): proteolysis
Molecular function (GO): serine-type endopeptidase activity
Source: RefSeq, a predicted model, not a curated record
AUUUAAAGAAUUACGACUGAGAGCAGAAGGAAGUGCAGUACUGACGAAGUAUCUGUUCACACACAGAUGUUGCUUUUGGACGCACCAUCUUUGCCUUUAUCCCUGCGGUCGCGGCGGCGGCACUAGGACCACGCGGGGAGGCGCAACAUCGCGCCUCGGUUAUUGGGCUUGCACGACCUCAGUUUUGCCUUUGCACUACACCAUUCAACGGAGGGCAACACAAACCUUCACAGUGGAGAUGGGAGUAAACCUGGAGACUGGGUUACCCUGUGAACUUCCAGGAGAAGAACCUGUGAUUUGGAUUUAAACGCGCCUUGGUCAUUAUUAACGCAGCUUGAAGGUUGCAUAAGCCAUGGUGCCUAAUCGGAGAUUGGGUCUGGCCCAUCCUUGCUGUAUUGGCCUGCUGUUCCUACUCCUCCUGCCCAGCUCGGUUUCAGUGAGAGAACCUCGCCAUCAGUCCCACAUCCACCUCCCCUCGCUGAUACCUCACGCCACCCUGCCACUGUCCCGCUCCCGCUUCAGCGCCAAAGCUCAGCUGGACCUCACUACCCACUGCAACGAGAGCUGCUUCCACAAAGGAGAAGACACCGAUAAAGAGCACCUAGCUUUCGAAACUCUUUAUGCAGACGGCUCGCGAACUUUAACCACUGUUGACCUGGAAGAAAACGACACUGAACUUCCUGUCAGGCGGCCCAAAGUAACCACUCCCAGACGCAAGCGGCUAAAGCGCCAGAUUUACGGUUCAGACGGGCGCUUUAACAUCCGCGGUGACCACUUCCUUCUGGACUACCCGUUCUCCACAGCCGUCCGCAUCUCCACCGGCUGCACUGGAGUUCUGGUGUCCCAGCAGCACGUCCUGACCGCAGCCCACUGCGUGCAUGAUGGGAAGGAUUACGUCAAGGGAGCGAGGAAGCUCAGGGUGGGCUUUUUAAUCCCUCCGUCUGUUAACGGUACAAGACCGGGUCAGGCUCCCGUGAAGAAACCCUUGGUGCGCUGGGUGAGAGUUAAACGCACACGGGUUCCUAAAGGCUGGAUUCAAGGCCCUCAAGACGUCAGCAUGGAUUUUGACUACGCACUUCUAGAGUUGCGCUGGCCUCACCGGCGUCCCUUCAUGCGGCUGGCUGUGGCACCCUCCUCAGACAGUUUGGCUGGUAAACGCAUCCACUUCUCUGGAUUUGACAGUGACCGGCCUGGGGAACUGGUGUACCGCUUUUGUCCUGUGGAGGACGAGUCCAACGAUUUGAUCUACCAGCACUGUGACGCCCGCCCUGGAGCGAGCGGCUCUGGUGUUUACGGACGCGUGUGGGACGAUACAUUAGAGCGCUGGGAGCGCAAGGUCAUUGGGAUCUUCUCGGGCCACCAGUGGCUGGAAAUCAACGGCGAGAAUCGCGAUUACAACGUGGCUGUUCGCUUCACUCCGCUGAAGUUUGCUCAGAUCUGUUACUGGGUUCAUGGAAAUGAGGUGGACUGCAGUCAGGACUGAAAAUAUGACGCAGAGAAAUGGGACAAUAUCAAAUCAUUGGCGAAAAUAUGAUGUGCCUGAUGCUGGAAACUGCACUUUACAGUCCUUUUACGGGUGUGGCUACUGAAUCUGGGAAUAAAGAAGGUCCAUGGUUGGAGGAUAGCUACCCGCACAGGCUUCGAUCACUCACAUGGGUUGAGCUGGAACUUUGUUUAACCACUACCUUUAGUUUUUGCUCACUAUACUGACAAUAUUACGCAUAGAUUUAGACUUUGAUUCCUACAACCCAGUAGAUUUAUCUUGUCAAGUCUUUGCCAGUGUUAAGUAGACAUCUGAUCUCAGUUAUAUGGUUCUCGCCACAGCCUUGCUUUGUUCACAUUACACGUUAUAAAUGCUUCAAACUGUUCUUUGCACUUUUAGAAAGUAGAUUUGGGGUGGAGGCCGGUUUUCUUCUCACAUCACUUGGGUUUUGGUUAAUGCUAGAUUAACAUACACAGUUUAUUUGGUGACUAAAAGUAGAUGCAAAACGGCUAUGCUUCCUUCUUUUCCAUCCUUGCAUUUCCAUUUGGUCUGCUAAGCAAUCUAUUUUCUGAUUUAUUAUCACAGUAACAAAAUCGAUGACUGUGAGAUGUUGUAUGGGUGUUAAAUUGAGAAAGUUAGUAAAACUGAAUUUUAAUUUAAUUAAUGGAUUACAAAUCUUCAGUUUGUUUGUUAACGCAAUCAUCUGGCGCUAUGAAUAUAGUUCACUCUUCUACAGUUAAAUAAAUACUCAUUUCCAAGACAGAUGAAGACCUCAUAUUGGUAACAUUACAGUAUCUUUUGAGAAAUCAUUUCUAUUAUUUUAUGUUGGAUUAAUAUAAAGACUGGACACAAACUACGGGAAAGGUUGUGGGGUAAAUGUUGAUUAUAAUUCUAUUUUUAAAAAGCUUUUAUUUUAAUAAACUUAAAUAUGUCUGUUGUUUUUGCUGUUCUUUUCAUUACAAUUAAAAGUUUAGAGGUAAUUUUGUAAUGAGGACUUAAAAAAAUUAUUUUCUAUGGAAGCUGUUGGCAACACUAGAUACGAUUCUGUGUUGUGUUUCAAGUAUUAUUUGAGCGAGAGAGCGAUUACAAUUUUGGGGACUGUAACACUGGUACCCUCUGGUGGUACGUG